AUGAACACCUCAGAGCAGAUUCAUGUCUCCUCAAAUAGGAGAGUUGAGUCAGCGAUCAUCGCUUCUGUAUUUGCUCUUAUCUUUGUGCUCGGCACGGUGGGUAAUUGCCUGGUCCUCGCUGUCCUGCUUCGCAAUGGCCAGAUGAACUCCAAGACGACCAACAUGUUCAUCCUGAACCUGGGUCUUGCUGAUCUGUGCUUCAUCCUGUUUUGCGUUCCACUCCAGGCCACCAUCUAUGCCAUGGACGAGUGGGUGUUUGGAGCGCUGCUGUGUAAAGUGGUGCACUUUAUUAUCUUUCUGACCAUGUAUGCCAGCAUCUUCACACUUACUGCUGUCUCUCUGGACAGAUAUUUAGCCAUUUGCUACCCACUUCAUGCCAGAGAACUUCGAACACCACAUAACACUCUGGCCUCCAUCGGAGUGGUGUGGACCCUCUCGCUGGUGUUCUCCAGUCCCUACUUUAGCUACUACCAGCAGAUGGAUCUAAAUGGCACUACUGUGUGCGUCCCUGCCUGGGACAUUCAGAACCGCAGAGCUAUGGACAUUUGUACUUUCGUAUUUGGCUAUCUAAUUCCCGUCUUGGUCCUUUGUCUCACAUAUGCCAGGACCAUCCGCUACUUGUGGACCAGCGUAGACCCCAUGCAGGAAGCAUGCGAGAGUCGCCUCGCCAAACGCAGGGUGACCAAGAUGAUUGUGAUUGUGGCAGUUCUGUUUUGCCUCUGCUGGCUGCCACACCACCUCAUCAUCAUGUGCAUGUGGUUUGGCCAUUUUCCUCUCAACCACACCACCUAUGUGCUACGCAUUCUUUCACAUCUAGUGGCUUACACCAACUCCUGUCUCAACCCCAUCGUGUACGCUCUGGUGUCCAAGCACUUCCGCAAAGGUUUCCGAAAGGUGUUUGGGUGUGCGGCACAGAAACGGUUGGCCAAUCAGGUCAACAAUGCUCCACAGGCACAGACGUUGAGUCUGGUUGAAGUCGGAUCGAGCGAUGGGUCCAACCACAGUGACGGAUCAGCUAGGGUUCGAUUCUUGAGCAAGAGUGAUAAGAAGACAACGAUGAGUGCAUUCAUGACUUUCAAUGUUACUUAA
This is a messenger RNA of Hemibagrus wyckioides, 1089 nucleotides long. RefSeq names its product galanin receptor 2a. Gene Ontology annotation, biological process: G protein-coupled receptor signaling pathway. The record is from RefSeq and is a predicted model, not a curated record. The coding region runs from base 1 to 1089 and encodes 362 amino acids. Gene Ontology annotation, molecular function: G protein-coupled receptor activity. NCBI's taxonomy places the organism in Eukaryota, Metazoa, Chordata, Actinopteri, Siluriformes, Bagridae. The transcript is spliced from 2 exons. Gene Ontology annotation, cellular component: membrane.